AUUUAUUUUGAGUUGUUGUGAGAUUCCUGUGGUUUGAAUAUAACAGGGCAAUUCCACUUGAGGCGAUAGUACUUGCUCUUCAACUGCGUAGGCCGCAGCAAAAGGUUGUUCAGGGCAUCUCUAUAGUCGAGGUAAUUUUCCCACCCAAAAAACAUGAUACACCUCAUCACCGACCUGAAAUUCACAUGCAAAAAGUAAUUUCGGUCAAGUCAGCUGUGCCAAUAUACCAAUUCCAUAUUAUCGCACCUCAUAUACACAGCAACCCAUUUGGUGCGUAGUACCCAGUCCCACCAAUCACAUCAAACGAAUCACGUGCCAAGCCUACUCUCCACCCGUUUAACCGCAAUCUUGUCAUCACAAACUCAUCCAUGAACACCCAACAACGCCCAUAACAUCCUCGCCACAUCAAAAGGAGAAUGCCCCCAACAACACAACAAGUCCGCCCAGGUGCAGGCGUCCACAUCGUUCUGAAAAAAGACCAACCGACAGGCCGCACAGUUAGCGGUAUUGUCAGUGAAUUAUUGACGCGGGGUAAUCAUCCGAGGGGGAUUAAAGUCCGCUUAACGGAUGGGAGAGUUGGGAGGGUUCAGGCUAUGAAUACUAAUCUUAGCUCUAACUCUAAUCUUGGUGGUACGGAAGGUAUGGGUGUUGAGCAAGAGGACCCGGAGCAGGGAAGUUCCUGGGGAGGUAGAGGUGGACGGAGAGGUGGACGGAGAGGUGGUAGGAGGGGCGGAGGAAGAGGUUACCUUGGUGGUGGCGGGGAUGAAGGAGAGGUGCCGGCGGAGAGUGUGGGCUUGGAUGCGUAUGUUGCUCCUGGAUAUGGAGGGAGACAGAGGGGGAAGAAUGGUAGGGGCAGGGGUGCUGAUGACGGAGUGCGUGAUAUGGGUGAGGUUGUUGCUGGUGUGGAUGGAGUUUGUAGUAUGGAUGCAGGGGUUAUACGGUGUCCGGUCUGUGAAGCUUUUGAGGGAGAUGAAGCUGCUGUUGCGCAUCAUGUUGCGGAGCACUUUGAUUGAGAUAUUCUGGGAUGUUUUCGGGGAAUAUUUUGAGUGGUCGUGAAUACGAGAUGGAUGAUCCAGAUGGGUUCAUAUCCGUUUCAUACCUGGCUAUCUGAAUUUGGCGACAUAAUACCACUUU
Messenger RNA from Aspergillus neoniger CBS 115656, 1134 nucleotides. RefSeq names its product YwbE family protein. Lineage: Eukaryota; Fungi; Ascomycota; Eurotiomycetes; Eurotiales; Aspergillaceae. The record is from RefSeq and is a predicted model, not a curated record. The coding region runs from base 417 to 1013 and encodes 198 amino acids. The transcript has a single exon.